AGCGCUCCGGCAGUUGCCUCUCCAGCGCCCCUCUGCGGCCGCCGCCCGAAGCCAUGGCUCGCUCCCGCGGCAUUGCUGCGCCGGCCGCGCUGGCCGCGGCCGUGGCGCUCUGGGCCUGCUCCGUGGCGGUGCGCCGGCACGGGUGCGGCGGCGCCGAGCGGACCCCGCCGGUCGAGCCUUCGAUGGGUCUCCCGGCCUUCGUGCCGCCCGCGCUGCGCGCUGCCCCCGUGCACCUCGCGGCGGCGGCCACCGCCGCUCUGGCGCCGGCCGCGGCGCAGGCGGACGUGAUGGACGUCCCGGACAUGUCCUCGUCGAUCAGCCUGGCUGGGCUCUACGAGCCGAUCAUGCUCGGCAUCGUCUUUGGCACCACCUUUACCACGCUCCUCGGCCUGCUGGUCGCGGCCUGGCUCCAGUUCAAGAAGGGCCCCACCCUCGGGCUGUAGGC
Messenger RNA from Prorocentrum cordatum, 445 nucleotides. NCBI's taxonomy places the organism in Eukaryota, Dinophyceae, Prorocentrales, Prorocentraceae. The record is from the annotation of a GenBank genome assembly.